Messenger RNA from Gymnodraco acuticeps, 1062 nucleotides. Its product is annotated as probable global transcription activator SNF2L1. The record is from RefSeq and is a predicted model, not a curated record. The transcript has 8 exons. Lineage: Eukaryota; Metazoa; Chordata; Actinopteri; Perciformes; Bathydraconidae. The coding region runs from base 480 to 1025 and encodes 181 amino acids.
AGUACUCUUAAGUGGUUUGCAAACUGCCAAUAAACCAAACCGGUUCAAGAACCAUUCUUGUGCUUUUCUGGUGCUUAACUGGUUCUUCUCUGGUCUUAUCUGGUCCGCCCAAUGCUGCUCUUCUGAGAGCAACCGCUCUGACCGCUCUCUCUAGUCUCUACUGGGAAACAGCUAAAAGUCCUUCUGGAGGCUUUGCAUUUGAACUCCUAUGACUGGUUGCGGACUUGAAGGGAACGCCUUCCUGACAUCCAGGAAAAAGUUUUAUUGGACAGGCAGUAGAGAUCUACUGGAAACAGUGGAGAGGGAGGAGAUGAUAUGCAGCAUACGGCCCAGCCGGAUGGUUGCUGCUCCGUGUGGAACGUGUCCUAUCAGGUGUAACAUCUACCAAUGGUUGUACAUAACAGAGACCUCCUCCACCUCUUUGCUGUCUUACUAGUCAAUCCUUCUGAUCAGGUCCUUUCCUAAAUAGUGAAAGGAUCAUGCCAGCCCACAUCAAACACCUGAUCAAGAGCACUGCUGCAGACACCUGUGUGAUAUUCCACUCUGACUGGAACCCUCAAAAUGACCUGCAGGCUCAAGCUCGGUGUCAUCGUUUUGGCCAGUCUAAGGCGGUGAAGGUGUACCAUCUGAUCACUAGAAACUAUGAGAGGGAAAUGCUGGAUAAAGCUAGUCUGAAGCUCGGGCUGGACCGUCAACAACAACGGGCCGGUCCAGCAGUUCUCCAAGAAGGAGAUCGAGGACCUGCUGAGGAAAGGAGCCUACGCCACCAUCAUGGACGAGAACGACGAAGGCAAUCGCUUCUGCUAGGAGGACAUCGACCAGAUCCUGCAGCGAAGAGCCACCAUCAUCACCAUCACCAGUUUGCUUCAAGCAGUGGCUGUACGAGAAAGACGUGGAGGACCAAGAAAUGCUGGAACCGGAAGACCGGAAGAUACAUAACAGAGAAGAUAAUGGAUAUUAACAAGAAAAAGAAAACAAAUGUUUAUAAUUUCUUUGUUGCGGUUUACAUUUUGAAUUAUAUUUGAAUCAAAUGCAUCUAUUUUAGAUGAUAUAUUUAUUUAG